UUUCCAGCCACUGAUGUGACCUGCUCGCCCCGGGAAGUGCCAUGGGUGAUGGGCCGAAGUUGGAGCUUUGGCUUGAUUGCCGCACCGGCUCGGAUGGGCCAGCACCGUUAGCUUGCGAUCGGCGCUUGCUUUGCACGGGCACACUGCCCGGGCGUCGCGAUGUCAUCGUGGGCGUGGGCGGCAAGGUCUCGGACUGCGACGGCCGAGAGAUGGGUGUGGUCUUUGUGGGUUCCGCGGGCGAAGUGCACAAGCACGCCCUGGAGGUCAUGGGCCAGGUGGAAUGGGUGAUUCUACAGGCAGAUCAGCUCGUCCCAUCUGACGCACUGCUAGCAGCCAGCACAAGACAUGGCACACGCCUAGCGGUGGUACUUAGCGACGAGCAGCACCUCUUGGAUUUCGAGCCAGCGCUACCCAGGACAGGUGCCCUCAUCGUCACGGACGAGGAGAUGUUAAGCAAAGCCAUUGUCCAUCGGAUGGCUCUGAACAAAUCAGAGUCGCUGAUGUUGAAUACGGUCUGCGGCGGCAUUUUCCUCCCCGCCGCGGAGGAGCUCAAGCUGGUGACGGUUGAGUCGGUGGAGGUCAUCCAUGGUGAAGCUGACCGAGUCUACCUGGACAUGAUCAACAUGCUUCAAAGUGGCGAGGGCGCGCUGGUGGGUUCAACAGCCAAAGCGCUGUGUUUCAUCCACGCGGACGCGGGCGGACGGGCCUUCCGCAUCAACGCUGGGCCGGUCCAUGCCUACGUGGCGCUCCCAGACGGACGAACCAAAUAUCUCAGUGAUGUGGAGGCCGGGGAUCAGAUCCUCAUGGUGGACAUCGGGCGUGGUGGACAUGGAGCACCUGCCAGCCGCAGUGUGACGGUGGGGCGUUGCCAGGUGGAUCGCUGCCAAGUGGCACGGAUCCGUUUGUGCUUGGACGGUGAGCACAGCCAACUCUUCCUCGAAUGGACGGAUGCCGUCCACCUCCAUGGGCGCCAGGCAGGUGGUGGCCCGAGCGAACCCUUGCCGCUGACGCAACUUCGCGGGGGUUGAACCAGUAAAUCAUGUUGCUCACCUGAUGGCUGUGAAGUCAGAGAAGCAGCAAGGUGAUGAGAUCUUAUGCCAUUGGGCCAGCUCAAGCCCGGCGCGUGUGAACCAUGUGCACUCCAUGCCCUCUGAGAAGUAGAGCGUCACUGUGACUCGCGCUCAAGUAUAUACUGUACUUGCGCAUACACUUCCAGCUUGGGACACUGAUUUUCUUGCGAUUUCUCACCAUUCCGGCCGAGUGAUUCCAAGGGGCCCAGCUUCCAAGGGGCCGAUGGCCAGACCGCUUGGAGUUGUGAGACGUCGCGAACGCGAACCGUUCGCCUUCAUCGUUGGUUUCACACCAGCCGUGCCACAGAGCCGUGGUCAGUGGUUAUAGAGCCCUUUGACUGCGAAUCCAUAUGUUGACAACUGGU
Durusdinium trenchii is the source of this 1435-nucleotide messenger RNA. The record is from the annotation of a GenBank genome assembly. Lineage: Eukaryota; Dinophyceae; Suessiales; Symbiodiniaceae.